Molecule: messenger RNA, 1457 nt
Organism: Electrophorus electricus (electric eel)
Lineage: Eukaryota; Metazoa; Chordata; Actinopteri; Gymnotiformes; Gymnotidae
Source: RefSeq, a predicted model, not a curated record
ACUGCUACAACACGUUUCACCGUACUAUAUAUAUAUUUAGAAAAUGUUUUCUGGCAUUAUGUUUUGGGCAAUGUGGCUGUCUUUAAAGCAUAUUUUACAUAUAAGUGGUGAGAGCCUAUGCAAAAAAAAACUUGUAAACAAAAUUAACAAAACUACUGAGCUGCGGACUGAUGUUCUGCUGCCAUGUUACUUUGAACCGGUCCUCCUCGGAUCAGACAUGACUGCAGAUAUAGGAGCAGUGUGGACUCAGGAGAAUAAAGCAAUACCUAAUCUACUGGAGAUCACUCUGCAGGGUGACGUCAGGUCCUGGAAUAGCAAAAACGGACGUAUUAAAACAUUCUCCAAACUCUCAGAAUCUGGAAAUUUCUCCAUCCUUCUCCAUAAAGUGAACCAGUCUGAUCUGGGUCUCUACUGCUGUGUGCUGUUUAAUGGGACAAACUGCAGCAUUGCUUACCAGGAGAUUGUCUUACAUACAGUGAAAGGGUCUCAUACCCAGAAUGCUUUGGUGCAGAACUGGCCCUUCAUAGCUGGGGGAGGAGCAGUCGCUCUUCUUGUUCUUGUGGUUUCACUGUGUUGCUUGCACCGGACAAGAACCAGGAAGGAGAAGAAUAUAGAAUUCAAUGAAAGGAAAGGCAACAGUUGGUUUGUUGCUGAAUCUGAACGUGGGGUUUAUGCCAACGAGCCUGAAAAUCAUAGUUCCGUCUGUGCCUGCUGUGGGACCAGAUCUGAUGUGGGAUCUGAGGAGAUAUACGCCAACCUACAAUACUGAUGUGUGUGUAAAUGUGAAUGUAUUUGCAGUUUAAUAUAAACUGUUGGACUUUCCAACUCUCUAUAUACUUCUUGUAUUUAUGCUUCCGAGAGUUACAAGUUGAUUUGUUAUAAUGCUUACAUGUCACCUCUCUGAACAAAUGCUGUCACUCAAAAUCUUUGAACUUACUUAAUUUAAUCAUAUACAUGGGAUCAUUUUAUUGCAGUUAUUGUACUUAUUCUACAACUACUCACAAAGGAUGUUACCAGAUGAUGAUGUUAACUGCUUAAAAAUAGAAAUGUCUCAUUUUUGUCACCAGUACAUUAGCAGACACUCAUGCUGUCUGCUGACUUCUAACUCCUAGUAAUGUUACAGACACAUAUUCAUGAGUUUGUUUCCAAAAUGUCAGAUGUUGGAUAACUGUCUCUAGUCUCCACUGGAUAAUUUUCAUUCUAUAUAAAUGGAGCUCAAUAUAACUCUGAUGAUAUAUAACAGCUGGUGAUAUACAUAUAACAGCCACAAUAUUAGAAAAGAAUUCAAAUUUGUAGAUUUGUUGGGUAUUUGGGGUUUUUUGUGGUUUUGUUUUGUUUGCAUAUGUGGCUUUGUGCAUAAGAAAAUGUCAGCUAAUUUCAAAUAAUAUAGCUGUGUGUGUGUGUGUGUGUGUGUGUGUGUGUGUGUGUGUGUGUGUGUGCGUGACUGUGUGUGUGUG